GCGAGUCGCAGUUGAACGCGGUGUUGUGCGGCACGGAGAGAAAGUGUUUCAGGUGCGGAGGAGAGCAGCGCCAGGAGCCAAGAGUCAGACUGUCAGAGACUAUAUAUAAGACGAGCCGGCUCUUCCACUCAAAACUCAGUGUCGCGAGGAAGAUCUAAAGAGACAAGAUGUGGUUAAGGUACAUGGCAUUGGUGUGCCUAACGGCUCACGCUCUUGCGACCCAAGUGUAUUCGUCCCCCUCUGGGAACCAACAAAAACAGUAUUCUUGGCAAGCUCCGGAUCUUGCUGCAUCUGCAAGCGACCCAAAUGGAGCCUUCCACCCCCUAACUUUUGAUUCCACUAAACAACAAGCUCAACCACUUGACCCUUCAGCGGCCGAAACGGUGAUAGAUGAUAUUCUUGUUUCUAACCGUCAGGGCCGUAAUCUCGAGGGUUACGAUGAAAUUUAUGCCGAUCCUGAAGUAAAAAAUGCUUUACAGAUUGGAAAUGACACCCUUGCACGAUCGUACAUUCGUGACAAGUUGUGCUCUCUGGGUUUGAUGAACUGUGAUGGCACCGAAGAGAGACGCCCGUACUACUCGCCACACCGUGACAUCCAUCCGCAAGAGGUCAUCUACGCCCAACCCGUUACCAUCAAACCGGUCGGCCGUCCACUGCCGGCUAUUCCGGUCAAGCGGCCUGGUGGCUUCGGAGGACUUGGAGGUCCCCAUAAACCUGGUUUUGGAUCCGGCCCGAUCUACGCCGGACACGGAGGACCACCCCCAUCCUUCUCAGGUCCUGGUGGCCCACCAUUCUCAGGACCCGGCGGCCCAUCUUUCAUCGGUGGCCCACCACCCAGCUUCUCUGGACCCUACCCCGCUUACAAGAAACCCGGCGUCAUCCACGGCUCCAAGCCAGUGUACGAGUCCGGAUUCGAGGGUGAAAUCGACUACGAAGACAAGUUCAUCGACAAGAAGCAAGUAGUGGUUCAGGGAUCUGGCAUCCAACAACACGUUCACCAUCACUAUCAUCACGGUGAGGGAGGCGCUGGUGGUUCAGGAGUUGCUCCCAUCAUUGGACCAGGACCCAUCGGUAGCAAUGGCUUCAACAACUACGGCUACGGGAACGGCGGUGGCAACGACUUUGAAGAAUACAAAAAGAACUUCAAAGUGAAAAGUCCAUCGUCUGGCAACAGUCUCGUAGGUGCUGCGUCCAACAACAACUACGCCAACAACUUUGGAUCGUACGAGAAGCCCAAGACUGGAAAGGGUUUCUCUCAACCUGGCAAACAGUUUGGUUCUUCCGGUCUGGGAGCGCACACUUUCGGCGGCAACAAUAUCAACAACAACAACUACGGAGGUAACGGCGGUUUUGGAUCUAGCAAUGGAUUUGGAUCCAACAAUGGAUUUGGCUCAAACGGGUUCGAUAAUAACGGACAUUCAGGAUCAAGCUACGACGACUGCGUCUGCGUUCCUUACGAUCAGUGCGCGACCCUGGAUCACGCUGGCCGCAAAGACGAUCUGUUCUUGGCAAUUGACCCGCGUAACGUCAACAAGAACAUCGAGGCUGACACCGAAGAAGUUGUGGUUACCGACAGUAAUGGUACCAUGAGCGUAGUACGCGUACCAAAGGGUGUCAACGAAACUGAAGCGUUGCAGCAAAAGAAAGACGAAGACAGCAAAGCAUCCGAAUCAUCGAGUACCAAAGAAAACAAGGAAGAAAAAACCGAAGAGAAGAGAACUAAGAGAGACGUCAGUAAAACCGCCAACGAUAAAGAGCCAAAGGCUGAAGCUCAAAGCCGCCUCCUCGGUGACCACGUCGACACUUCGAAGCUCAACGUUAAGCCAACUUUCGGCGUCAGCUUCGGUCUGCCUCAGGGUGGAGGAGGCUCCUAUCCCAUCAAUCCGUACGGAGGCGAUUCCUUCGUCAAUCCCUAUCCUGGCUACGGCGCCGGUAAUCAAGGACUUAAUCUCGGUCUCGUAUCCGUCAAUCCUCUCGUUGCUCUUCAGGUCACAAAAGACGACUACGGAGAUAAGGUGAUAAAGCCUUUCGUCAAUCUCCACGUGACGCCUAACCAAGGACUCGUUAAUAAGCUCGGCCACGCUUUGGCUCACAAAAAGGAAGCGUUGUUCGGAGGCCACAAUUACGCGCCGCACUACUAUCCAGCUGGUCCACCGGUCUCGCACUAUCCCGGUCCUCCGGCUUCGCAUUAUCCCGGUCCGCACUAUCCGAGCUACGGCCCACCUGGACCGAUUCACUUCGAGAAGCCUCACUAUCAUAACCAUCAGCAUCAGCAUCAUCAUCACCAGAAUCAGCACCACUACAAACCGCAUCAUUACGAAACCUAUCCCGGAUAUUACAAUAGAGAGGGCUCAGAUUACGACGAGGAUUACGAUUACUCCAAUUUCGGAGAUUACGAUAAUUACUACAGAAACGCACGGCCCAACGCAACUUCGAAUGACGCCCCGAAACGUCUUCAGAAUAGCUUUACUAAUCAGAGAAAUCCGAGCGAACAAUCGUCUUCGAAAGUCAACUUUCCCUCUAGAAGAAAGCGCGAUGUGCAGGAGGUAAGAUUUUAAGGUCCAAAAACAGCACAGAGAUCACAGUUCGGCCGACCACCAGUCUGCGGGCCCCAACACGUCUGCUGUCGUCGCAACCAGCUCUACCCCGGCUCCCAGCACAACCGUCCCCGUCACGGCCAGUGCGGCGUGAGGUACAGCCAAGGCAUCGCCGGGCGCAUCAAGACCCCGAGCUACGUCGACGGAGACUCCGAGUUCGGCGAGUACCCCUGGCAGGUGGCCAUCCUUAAGAAGGAGCCCGGCGAGAAGGAGAGCGUCUACGUCUGCGGCGGCACCCUCAUCUCCCCGCGUCACAUCAUCACCGCGGCUCACUGCAUCAAGACACACUCCGGCCGCGACCUCCGCGCCAGACUCGGCGAGUGGGACGUCAACCACGACGUCGAGUUCUUCCCGUACAUCGAGCGCGACAUCGUCAGCGUGAUCGUCCACCCCGAGUUCUACGCCGGCACGCUCUACAACGACGUCGCCAUCCUCAAGCUCGACUACGAGGUCGACUUCGAGAAGAACCCGCACAUCGCGCCCGCUUGCCUGCCCGACAAGUUCGACGACUUCGUCAACACUAGAUGCUGGACGACCGGUUGGGGCAAGGACGCCUUCGGCGACUUCGGCAAGUACCAGAACAUCCUGAAGGAGGUCGACGUGCCCGUGAUCAGCAACAACGUCUGCGAGCACCAGAUGCGCCGCACGCGGCUCGGGCCGAGUUUCAACCUGCACCCAGGCUUCGUCUGCGCCGGUGGCGAGGAGGGCAAGGACGCGUGCAAGGGCGACGGUGGCGGCCCCAUGGUCUGCGAGCGCCACGGGAAGUGGCAACUCGCUGGAGUCGUCUCCUGGGGAAUCGGCUGCGGACAGGCUGGCGUUCCCGGCGUCUACUCCCGAGUCUCCUACUACCUUGACUGGAUCCGUCAGAUCAUCGCUCACUAAGAGAUCUCGAGCAAGCUUUUCGCGGUAAAGUGCGAUUUCGCGUUUAUUUAUUAUACGUUAUAUCUUUGCAUUUAUAUUCGUAUUUUAUAUAUAUAUAUCUGCUGUUUUUAUUUUUUACUGCAUCUGAAUGAUUGUUAAAUUACAUGUAUUCAGUGCGUGUAUUCGUCUUAUAUUGAUGAAUCUCAGUAUCGAUCGUCUCCACACACGAACUAUGCUCGUUAUAAUUGUAGUUUAUUUAUUAUGUAAUUAUGCAGUGGAUCAAUCCGUUUAAUGUUUGUGAUAUGUUGUUUUCGCCAAUCUUACACGCUACGAAACAUCUCAACACAUGUAUAAGUAUUUAUGAAAUGAUUGUUGUAAAUAUAUUAUUACCCUAUAAUUUGUAUAUCCGAGCUCUACUGUUAAUCGAUAUGAGCAAUUUGAUAAAUUCGAAUGUUGACAUUCGGAGCGUUGAGUAAUGCAUAUUCUGUGCAACUUCUUACAUUUUAGUGAAUAAAUAUUUAAAACUUU
Molecule: messenger RNA, 3986 nt
Organism: Nasonia vitripennis (jewel wasp)
Lineage: Eukaryota; Metazoa; Arthropoda; Insecta; Hymenoptera; Pteromalidae
Exons: 7
Biological process (GO): proteolysis
Molecular function (GO): serine-type endopeptidase activity
Source: RefSeq, a predicted model, not a curated record